AAUAAAUUAAUUUGUUAAUCAUAUAACUGAAUUUAAAAUUAUAAUUAUACAUGUUAAUAGUAUGUUUUAAUUAUACUGUGUUAAUAGUAUGUUAUUUCCAGAUAUGUGGGUAUUCGAUGUCGUGUAAACUAUUGUUUAUCAUACAUUAGGUUAAAUUAGUCAUCAGUAAUUAAGUCAGUGGUUUGAAGAGCUGAGCUGUGUGUGUUUAAACUUUAUAAUACAUAUAUUGUGAGUGAACUGCAUGAACAGAACUAUUAUCAAUUUAUACUUGAAAAUAAUAUAGUUGAUUAUGCAGAACGGAUAUACAAGCCAUCCACAGGAGCAAAGCGGAGGAGGCACGAUGCAAGUAGCUGCUAAGAUUUUCACAGCCAUUUCACUAACAUUAGAAAUUCUUCUGCUUAUUUUGCGAGUUUUCUACGAAGCAGGGUAUGCCAUCUUUAGAAAAUUCGUACCUUUCGAAGAAAGGCCGGUUGUCGGUGAAAUUGUAUUGAUUACCGGUGCGGGUCAUGGAAUAGGAAAAGAAAUGGCGCUGCAAUAUUCAGCUUUGGGUGCCACCGUGGUCUGUUUAGAUUUAAAUAAACAAAAUAAUGAGCAAACAGUGAAUGAGAUCAAAUCAAAUAUGGGAAAAGCACAUGCAUACGUUUGUGAUGUUACAAACAAAGAACAAGUUCUUGAAGUCGCCAAGCAAGUACAAAAGGAAGUUGGAGAUGUUACGAUCCUGAUCAACAAUGCAGGAAUUAUGCCUUCUCAUGCUAUGCUGGACCAUACCACAGAAGAAAUAAGGAAAAUAUUUGAUAUCAAUGUAUUUGCACAUUUCCAUAUGUUCGAGGCGUACUUGCCAACAAUGAUCAAGAAGAACAAAGGUCACAUUGUCGCUUUGUCUUCGAUGGCUGGCAUUGGCGGUUUUCCGAACCUCGUUCCGUACUGUGGUUCUAAAUUUGCUGUACGAGGUUUAAUGGAAGCAUUACACGAGGAACUUCGCGAGGAUCCCAGGCAGUUGAAAAUCAAGUUGACCACAGUUUGCCCUUAUAUGGUAGAUACAGGACUUUGCAAAGUUGUGAAAAUACGUUUCCCGGGUUUCAUGCCAAUGGUUAAUCCUAAAAAUUGUGCUAGUGCUAUCAUAAAAGCUCAAAGGCAAGGAAUUGAAGAAAUAACAAUUCCAGGAUAUCUGUUGCAUUUAAAUAAUUUCGUUAGAUUGUUCCCCAUCAAAGCUGGUAUUUUGAUUAAGGACUUCUUUGAUAGUGGUGUUGGCUCAGAUUUGCAUCUGCAAUAAUAAUACAGUGGUUUUAGUGAUCUAUUAAAGAUGUAUUAUAAAUGAAUAGGUUACAAACAAUUAAUAUUCAUUUGAUUGCCUUGUGUUUCACUACUCUAUGAUAUUAUCGUAAGC
Molecule: messenger RNA, 1387 nt
Organism: Ctenocephalides felis (cat flea)
Lineage: Eukaryota; Metazoa; Arthropoda; Insecta; Siphonaptera; Pulicidae
Product: epidermal retinol dehydrogenase 2-like
Exons: 8
Coding region: 290-1273 (327 amino acids)
Cellular component (GO): lipid droplet
Molecular function (GO): oxidoreductase activity, acting on the CH-OH group of donors, NAD or NADP as acceptor
Source: RefSeq, a predicted model, not a curated record